AUUAAAGUUAUUAUUUGUCUUUGCUCACUAUAGUAUAUAAGGCAAGUUAUUUCCUAUGAUAAAUUUUUCGGAUAUUGUUUAAAACACCAACAAACCAGUAUUAUUUAAUAGGUAUAAUUAAAUUAUCAUUUUCAUAGUAAAUCAUAAAGCUAUUUUUUUUAUAAAAUGCAACUGGCAAUUACAAGAAUUAGUUAUCGUCAUUUAUCUACAAGUCAAGUAAGAUCAAUAAAUUAUGGAUUUGUCGGGUUGGGACAAAUGGGUCAACAUAUGGCUAGACAUAUUUAUAAUAAAUUAGCUCCUGAAGAUACUUUAUAUGUUAAUGAUACUUUACCUGCUAGUAUUAAAGGAUUUGUUGAUAAUGUAACUUCAAUAAACCCUGCUAAUGCUCAUCAAUUACAUACUUUACCAACUCUUAAAAGUUUUGUUAGUGAUGUUCAUGAACCAUUAGAUUUCAUUGUAACAAUGGUUCCCGAAGGUAAACAUGUUAAAGCAGUUGUUGAAGAAUUAGUUCAAGAAUAUAAAAAUUCCGGUAAAGAUACAAUUUCUAAAGUAACUUUUGUUGAUUCAUCGACAAUUGAUAUUCCAACUUCAACCGAGGUUCAUGAAUAUGUUAAAAAAGAAGUGCCAAAUUUUGAUUUCAUAGAUGCACCAGUUUCUGGUGGAGUUGCAGGAGCUAGAAAGGCAACUUUAUCAUUUAUGCUUUCCAGACCAGAUCAUGAAUCAGUUUCUCCUGAAUUAGCUACUCUUAUUAAAAAAAUGGGUGCUAAUAUUUUCCCAUGUGGUGCUAAACAUGGUACUGGAUUAGCUGCAAAAUUAUCUAAUAAUUAUUUAUUAGCUGUAACUAAUUUAGCUGUUGCAGAUUCAUUUCAAUUAGCUAAAUCUUUUGGUUUAAAUUUAAAAGAUUAUGCUAAAUUAGUUUCUGUUUCUACUGGUAAAUGUUGGGCAGCAGUUGAUAAUUGUCCAAUUCCUGAAGUUUAUCCUGAAAAUAGUCUUCCAGCUGAUGUUGGUUAUCAAGGAGGAUUUGUUACAAAAUUAACUAGAAAAGAUUUAGUAUUAGCUACAUCAUGUGCUGAUUAUGCUAAAAGAUUCUUAUACUUGGGAGAUGUUAGUAAACAUUGGUAUGAUAAAGCAUGUGAAAGAGAUGAUUUAGCCAAUAGAGAUUUAGCAGUUUUAUUUGAAUGGUUAGGUGAAUUAGAAAAGGAUAAAGAUGGUAACAUUGUUGAAGUUAGACAUAAAUAAAUAAUUAAUCAUUUAUUAAUUCAUAAUGCAAAAUUUUAU
Messenger RNA from Scheffersomyces amazonensis, 1278 nucleotides. It is a transcript of the gene HPD1, whose product is annotated as Hpd1p. The coding region runs from base 166 to 1239 and encodes 357 amino acids. NCBI's taxonomy places the organism in Eukaryota, Fungi, Ascomycota, Pichiomycetes, Serinales, Debaryomycetaceae. The record is from RefSeq and is a predicted model, not a curated record. Gene Ontology annotation, molecular function: NADP binding; NAD binding; 3-hydroxyisobutyrate dehydrogenase activity. Gene Ontology annotation, biological process: L-valine catabolic process. The transcript has a single exon. Gene Ontology annotation, cellular component: mitochondrion.